Messenger RNA from Aethalodelphis obliquidens (Pacific white-sided dolphin), 3129 nucleotides. It is a transcript of the gene PNMT, whose product is annotated as phenylethanolamine N-methyltransferase. Gene Ontology annotation, cellular component: cytosol. Gene Ontology annotation, molecular function: phenylethanolamine N-methyltransferase activity. NCBI's taxonomy places the organism in Eukaryota, Metazoa, Chordata, Mammalia, Artiodactyla, Delphinidae. The record is from RefSeq and is a predicted model, not a curated record.
GGGUCACCCCAUGCUCCUGGGCGGGGGGGCGGGGAGGGUUGCAGGGACAGAGCUAUAAACAGGGUGGCUGUCUGUCCAGUCCCCCUGACUCUGCUCUGCAGUCCUGGCCUCUGUGUGAGUCCCCUGGCACUGGGCAGUGCCCAGGAAGCCAGUUGGCAUCCAGGGUUUGUUUAAAUGACCUCAUGAAGAAUAUGGAAGGGGCUGGCACCGGGACUGUCCUCAGCUGUGCCUCAGGGUGUGGAUGGGGUCAGUGACCCCAAGGCUGACCUCUCUCUUGGUUCUGAAUCCAGACAGAAUCAAUCCUUGGCUGGGGUCAGGUGUUCUACCCUCCCUGCCCUGGGAGCCCAAGGUGGGUUCUUGGGGGUAGGGUGUGUAGGGGGUGGUCAGGUUCCUGUGUGUGACCCCUGCAGCUGUUGUGGUGACUCAUGUCCCAACCUGGCUGCCUGGUCCAACAAGAAGACACUUUCCCUUUGGGACAAGGUGAGGGUAAGGGUGUGGCACAGAGGAGGCCAGGGGCUGGUAGCCCACCCAGGGCUGAGAGGCACUAGACUUAGCCAGAGGAGGGUUCCACUCCAGGAAGACCACGGAGAUGGCCCCGCAGAAUCCACUUCCCAUUUGGGAGGAUAGGAAGGGGGACCCUGGCAUGUCAACAGCCUGGUACCUGGAGUGCCAAGCAAUCUGCAGGGCUGGCCUGGCCCUGCUCCUCCAGAGGGGGCUGGAGUGUGGGCUGGGAGAUGAGAGGGGUCAGACUCCAGACCAGGCGACACAUCUAAUCCCUUGGCACCCAAAGGCUCGGAUCGCGUCCCCUGGUACCCCUGGCAGCCUGGAGAAUGCACCCCGCGCCCUUCCGUCCUCACCUGGGUCCCUCGCCCCGGACGUGACAGAACGUCCCGAGCCUUCCGCCCUCGGCAGCCCCCAGAUACGCGGCUGGGAGCCUGCAGGGCCCGCAGGGGAGGCCCGGGCAGUUCCGUCCGCUAAGUGCUUUAUCCCUGCUUGCCUGCCCUAUCGUCGCUGCCAUCUGACGGGCGGGGCCGGAGCUCCGCUCUGGGGCCCCGGGGCGACCGUGGCGGAGGCCAGAACGGACUGUCCUUUCUGGAGUCGGGGCGGGGGGCGGGGGGAACGCUGGAGGACAGGGACGAAAGAGGCCUAGGGGAGAGGCGGAGAAGGGGAGUUGGGGUGACCUCACUAAGGAAGGGGGGGUGGCUGUUGGACAGGGUGUCCCAGAGAUGUCCCUGGUGCUGGGAGCUGGGAAUGGGGGAAAGGGCUAGCUUGAACCCUGGCAAAAAAGAAGGGAAGGGAUGCCAGGCAAAAGGGGUGAAUGGAGAAGAGCUACAGGGAGGAGCUGGGGCUGGUGGACGCAGGGGUCUAAGGAGUCUGGGGGCACGAAGCUGAGGGGCAGGGCGCGGGAGCUGGCCUUGGACCAGGGCAGGUGAGGCAAAGGGUGGAGGGCAGAGGGGAGCAACCGUGGAGCAGGGGCGGGGACGGAUGCUCCCCCCGUGUGUCUGCUGCUCCGACACUAAAGGAGAUGGAUGGGGUAAGGGAAACGCAGCGCGCGUGGCCCCGGGCGGCUCAUCGCUCAGCCGCCGCCCCCGCAGCGGAGAGGUCGGGGCGGGGGUCCGGCCGCAGAUAAAGGCGAGCGGGGGACAAGGGCGGCCGCGGCAGCAGCAUGAGCGGGACAGACCUGAGUCACGCUGCGGGCGCGGCCCCCGACUUAGACCCGGGCCGGGCGGCAGUCGCCUUGGCCUACCAGCGCUUCGAGCCCCGCGCCUACCUCUGCAACAACUACGCGCCCCCUCGGGGGGACCUGAGCGGCCCCGAUGGCGUCGGGCCUUGGAAGCUGCGCUGCUUGGCGCAGACCUUCGCCACCGGUGAGGUGUCUGGACGCACCCUCAUUGACAUUGGUUCAGGCCCCACUAUCUACCAGCUGCUCAGCGCCUGCGCCCACUUUGAGGACAUCACGAUGACAGAUUUCUUGGAGGUGAACCGCCAGGAGCUGGGGCUCUGGCUGCGAGACGAGCCUGGGGCCUUCGACUGGAGCGUGUACAGCCAGCAUGUCUGUCUCAUCGAGGGCAAGGGUGAAUCCUGCCAAGAGAAGGAGUGCCAGCUGAGAGCCAGGGUGAAGCGGAUCCUGCCCAUCGACGUGCACCAGCCCCAGCCCCUGGGCGCUGGGAGCCUGGCGCCCCUGCCUGCCGAUGCCCUGGUCUCCGCCUUCUGCCUAGAGGCUGUGAGUCCGGACCUUGCCAGCUUCCAGCGGGCCCUGGACCACAUCACUACACUGCUGAGGCCUGGGGGGCACCUCCUCCUCAUCGGGGCCCUGGAGGAGUCAUGGUACCUGGCUGGGGAGGCCAGGCUGGCAGUGGUGCCAGUGCGUGAGGAGGAGGUGAGGGAGGCCCUGGUGCGUAGCGGCUGAGGUGAGGGAUCUGCGUACCUACAUCAUGCCUUCCCACCUUCGGACAGGCGUAGAUGAUGUCAAGGGCAUCUUCUUCGCCUGGCCCAGAAGAAGGUGGGGGUGUGAGGCCCCAGUGCAUACAGUGUCGGCGGCCCUCACCCACCUAGAUUCCCUGUUAUCUGAGGUGGCACCUAAUAAAGAAAUAAGUCCGUGCUGGUUGGUGUUAAGUGCAGUCUGCGGCUCUCCUGGGAAGCUACAAGGGCCCAGAGCUCUCUCUUGUGUUGUGGGCAUAUGGGAGGCAUCAACCCUGGCCUUUUUCCCAGAAGCUUCCAUGAAGGAAGGUUUCCGUACACUCAUUCUUCCCAAACUAAGGAAAGCCAGGGUCAGAGGAAACUCAUUCAGCAUCUGCUGUGUGCCAGGCACCUGCUAGGUCCAUUCAGUCCUCACACUCGGCAGCAGGUCCUGUUAUCCUGUUUGCAGGUGAAGCUCAGAAAGGUUAGGAACAAAUAAAUAAUAGAGGAGCUUAGCGGAGCCCAGAAGGGGAGGUGAAGGGGGAUAAUUAGGAGAACUUGCAGGCGGUGGUGCUACAACCCAGGCACAAAGGCCAAGGGAAGUCAGAGGGGAAGAACAGGCACCAGCUCCCUCUCCCAGCCCCCACUACGAGCGGGACGGGAGCUCCAUCCAGAUCUGCUGUUGCCCUGAAUCUGGUCCUUGCCAUACCCACUCCCAUGGGCCUAGGU